Pollicipes pollicipes is the source of this 2155-nucleotide messenger RNA. RefSeq names its product carboxy-terminal domain RNA polymerase II polypeptide A small phosphatase 1. The coding region runs from base 256 to 1074 and encodes 272 amino acids. The transcript has 5 exons. NCBI's taxonomy places the organism in Eukaryota, Metazoa, Arthropoda, Thecostraca, Pollicipedomorpha, Pollicipedidae. The record is from RefSeq and is a predicted model, not a curated record. Gene Ontology annotation, molecular function: RNA polymerase II CTD heptapeptide repeat phosphatase activity.
CGAAGUCAGUGCAGUGGGGCGCGGUGACAGGUGUGGAGGUCGCUUGCGCUCUCAGGUGUUCACGGCCCGUUGUCUGAGAGGCUUGGCAUUUGUGAACGCUCUGAAGGGACUUAAGGCAUAAUCGAUGGCCUUGUGGAUAGUGCUGCGUGAAUAAUUUGUGGAGGAGGCUGGUCGGCGGCCUGCCAAGCUGCGCGCCAUCUUGCAUCGCGGGGAGUAGUUUUAGUCGAAAUGGACCGGUGUUAGGCGCAGGGAUUGAUGGACCCAGAAACUGUUAUCACACAAGUAAAAAAAGAAGACGGCAAUGUCAAAGGACAUCCGGAGAAUGGCCAGCUGCCAGCCGCCCGGGUGAGGAAGCCGCGCGGCCUGCUGCGCUCGCUGCUCUGCUGUCUGGGCCGCGAGCAUGGCUCCCGGCCGCCCACGCCGCCGCCGCCCGGUCCCGGCGAGAAGGUGGCGCCGGCGCCGUCGGCCGGCCCGCCGCCGCCAGGCCUCCUGCUGCCGCCCGUCCGACACCAGGACAUGGGCAGGGUCUGCCUGGUGAUCGACCUGGACGAGACGCUCGUGCACAGCUCAUUCAAGCCGAUCCCGAACGCCGACUUCAUCGUGCCGGUGGAGAUCGACGGCGCCGUCCACCAGGUGUACGUGCUGAAGCGGCCGCACGUCGACGACUUCCUGCAGAAGAUGGGCGACAUGUUCGAGUGCGUUCUCUUCACCGCCAGCCUCGCCAAGUACGCUGACCCGGUGGCCGACCUGCUGGACAAGUGGGGCGUGUUCCGGGCGCGACUGUUCCGCGAGUCGUGCGUCUUCUACCGCGGCAACUACGUCAAGGACCUGGAGCGGCUCGGCCGCGACCUGCGCCGGGUGGUCAUCGUCGACAACUCGCCCGCCUCCUACAUCUUCCACCCGGAGAACGCGGUGGCGGUGAAGUCGUGGUUCGACGACAUGGCCGACACGGAGCUGCGGGACCGGCUGCCGCUGUUCGAGGCGCUCACCCGGACGGAGGACGUACUGGCGGUGCUGGCGCGCGAGCGGCGCCCGGACGGGCCCGGCUUGCCGCCGGCCGAGCCGCCCUCCUAGUCGGCUGCAGCGCCACCCCUGUGCCAAGUGACCUUACCGGCGCCACCGCCGACCGGCGCGCCGUCGUGCCAUAGCGCGCGCGCCGCGCCGCGCCGCGCCGCGCACGGACGCGGACCGGCUGGCGCGGACGGAGCGGCCCUGGGUCGGGGCUGCGUGCUGAGCUGCGCGCCGGCCCGGCCGACCGCGCCUGACCGUGUCGGGCGCCGCCGCCGUCGGUGCGCGUGGCUUGUGCCCGCAAGAAUCUGCGGGGCCUCGCGUCGGCCCCUGCCCGCGGCCCUGUCUGUGCUACCCGUCUGCCGGCGUUCCCCGAAUUUUUAGAGCUGUUUUACUACGAGAUGCUAGACGGGGACGUCCCUUCUCUGACAUAUCAGCGUGUGCCUGCUCCCAGCGCGGCACUGUCAGAGGCUGUCGGCGCCUGCGCAGCGUAGCGAGACUGUCGCCGCCGCGGGCUGCGCCUGCUGCCGGCCGAGCAGGCUCCCGGACGUAACGUAGUCAAUGCUAGAUGGAGAGCCAAAUGGGCGGCCGGUUUAAGCCGCCAUAACCACUAUCUUUAUAUAUCCGUGCACGUGCGUGCGCGUGUGCGUGUCUGCUUGCGUGCAAGCGUGUGCGUUGCCUGGUAGCCGUGGUCUGACCGCGCUUGUGCGUGUAUUUGUUGUGUGCCGACGGGGCGGCCGCCGCCGCUCCGGCCGGCAGCGCUGACUGUUGUUAACUGUGAUGUCCGCCUGGCGCGGUUGGCGUCACGCUGUGGGACGCGACCCGCCCGUGAGCCGCCGUCCGGCACACCACCUCGACCAGGGGUCGUCCCUGUGGUGCGAGGGCGAGUCCGGCCCCGCGGGCGCGUCCCCGCGGGAUGGAGGAGAUGACUGUUUUGUGUUGGAUGGAGCGACGCAACUGGUCCCAGGCGUUUUACAUUGUUGAACUGGCCGAGAUUUCAUCUGGGAUCUGUUUCCCGCACGAAUCGGGGCGAUGGUUCGCGAGUGAUUGCUGCAUCUGCUUGUCGGAGAUAAUCUCUAUGAACGUCCAGAUUGGCUCUAGUCCAUUGGAAGUUUAAUAAAGGGAUGCGAUAUGUUCGGCGAUGUCA